Messenger RNA from Schistosoma rodhaini, 3595 nucleotides. Lineage: Eukaryota; Metazoa; Platyhelminthes; Trematoda; Strigeidida; Schistosomatidae. The record is from the annotation of a GenBank genome assembly.
CAACUAAUUAAGGCCGCGACACUUGACGCAUGCGCUACGGCAUGGCGUUUAAGGGUAUCUCGCUUAUGCACAAGUUGGCCGGUGCCUCAAAGUUUAAUUUUAGGAAUUUUUACACUUCAGUAUCAUUACUGAAAGACUACUACAGUAUAUUAGGAGUCAGCAAGUCAGCUAGUCAGUCUGAAAUUAAAAAAGCUUAUUACCAGCUAGCCAAAAAGUAUCAUCCAGAUGUUAAUAAGAACGACAAGUCGGCGGCACAGAAGUUUCAGGAAGUUAGUGAAGCAUAUGAAGUUCUAGGAGAUGAAAAUAAGCGAAGCCAGUAUGACAAGUUUGGGUCAGCAUCAACGCAAAACAACUUUGGAGGUGGUCAGUCACAAGGUUUUGAGUUUCACUCCAACAUAAACCCUGAGGAAUUGUUCCGGCGUAUAUUUCGUGAUAGUGAAUUCGUCUUCAAUGAAUGGUCUUCUGGUGAUAAGGGCUUCGCAGAAUCAAUAUUUGGGUCUGAUGCAACUAAGGAGAUUCCCAUUAAUCUUACUUUUGAACAGGCUGCUCGUGGUGUAAAUAAGGAGAUCAGUGUCAAUAUGGUGACUAAUUGCCCACACUGUCAAGGCUCACGUGCUGAACCUGGGACAGAUAAGUCCACUUGUCCAAGUUGUCGUGGAACAGGAACUGAGAACAUGAAUACUGGACCGUUUUUGCUUCGGAGUGUUUGUAGGCGAUGCCAUGGCACCGGCACCAUUAUUCGAAAUCCUUGUCGAGAAUGCGAAGGUAAAGGUAGGAUUGUCGGACGUAAACGAGUCAAUGUAUCCAUCCCUGCAGGGGUAGAAGAUGGUCAGGUUUUGCGAAUGUCCGUUGGUAACGACGGUCUGCGUAAUAACGAAAUAUUUCUGCAAAUUCGUGUGGAGAAAAGCCGACAUUUUCGUCGUGAAGGUGCGGACAUACACUCAGACAUCACUGUUUCACUUUCCCAAGCUGCUUUAGGUGGCAAAAUGCGGGUACAGGGAAUUUAUGAAAAUAUGCUUAUAACUAUUCCGGCUGGAUCUUGCAGUGAUGAUAGGAUUCGAUUGCCAGGUAAAGGGAUUAGUCGGAUCAAUGGAUAUGGAUAUGGGGAUCAUUAUAUACAUAUUCAUAUUCAAGCUCCUAAGAAGUAAACUAAAACGAUUAACAAUUAGUUAUGCGUUGUUUUAUCAUAAAACGACGCAACUUUUUUAUGGAAAUCAUGAUGAGUCACGUAAGGAUAAAUUAAUAUUUUAUGUCACAUACUUUGUUCAACCAAUCACUGAAAACCAGUAAGCACUGUGUAGUUGUUUCGUCUUAUUAAGGAACUCCUCGACAGUCUUGAUCCAACGAUGUACCAGGGAUCGAACCCAUGACCUUCUGGCCUCGUAGUAAGCGUUUUACUUCAAAACCACUGAGUUCACAUUCAGUGGUUCAGAUUUCUAACUGCAGUCACCUCACGAUAUUAGGUAACCAUCAACCAUUGCGAUUGGUGGUAGAUCGUUGAAUUCUCAAUUUACAUCACGGAUUCAACCGUCUUCAUAACAAUUCUAUACAAAUAAGAAUACAAAUCAAAUUUUUUUCAGUAAGGAACUAUCCAAUUAAAUGAUCUGCGGUAAAAAAAGAGUACUCAAAAGCGACUUCGAUUACACUAAACUCUGUGUCAUUUAUGUUUGACUUAGUUGAACUUACUGGAUGCAAUUGGUGUACACCAUGUACUAAUCAACAAUGUGAUUUCUGAUUCAAUUACAAAAUGUUAUAUUCGCUCUAUUUCUCACUAACGAAAUACUGAAGUGAAAUAUUUUCUUAGCUAUCAUUUUCUAUAGCUGUUAUUAAAUAAAAUUAUCGUUUGGGUUGUUAGAUUUUCAACAAUAAUUCACUUGUCUGUUAUUAUUUCUGGUUUAAAAUUUUAAGAAAAAAUAAUUUUAGGGAUAAUAAAGCGUACUGUUGAUAUAUUUUUUUAAGUUAAUCAACUUUUUCAGUAUGUUAUUCAGUCGUGUUUAUUACUGUUACUCUGUCAUAUCCUAUUGGCAGAUAAAGUGUUCAUUCAUCAGUAGAUAAAUGUUUGAUGUAUUCAAUGGUUAUGUGAAAGACGUGGCAUAAAUUUUUGUUACCAAAAUAAAAGUAUUAUUUAAUUUAAAGUCGAAAUAAAUUAGGCUUUCUUUUUCAGAUUUUCCAUUUAGGAAAUCUUAAAUUACAUAUAACAUUUGCUUCAUAAAAUUCAUAUUACUGAUAACAUUUUUAAAACUCAUCUACUCGUCACUUGUCUUGAAUUUGUUCUCGACUUUUAUUGUCUGAUACGAAAACCAGGUAGUUUUUAAAUGUCUGAAGUUCAAGUUUCCAUAUGUAAAUGGUAGUUCAGUUGAUUUGUACCAUAUUCGUUCUUGUUUAUUUCCUUGAUAUUUUCACUUUAGUUUUAUUAAAUUAUAGCUAUAAGUGUACAUUAGUAUGCACAGAUGAAAUGUCCAUUAAACAGUAGUUUGUGAUGCAAAACAUUCUACACACAUAUCCCAACAUAAUUUAGUUUGGGCAUAUUGACGUUUAUGAUUUUAUAUGUAUCGAUUCUUGUAGGAAACUAACGGAUCUUCAACGCGCCCUUCUCCUAGCCUAUGCCGAGACAGAAAAUAACGUGACUGGUUCAGUUGAAGGCGUAACGUCGACCGACAAACGUCUUCGCCAAUUGUACGAAAAUUUGCGAGACACGUUUGGCCGAAAUUCGGAAACACAGUCGAGAGAAACGUCUGACUUUCAUUCGGACAAUCAGGUUGAUAGUAGGGAGGAAACGGAAUCAUCCGGUGUUUUGGGUCGAAUAACUAACGGUCUCAAAUGGUUAUGUGAUACAACCUUAAAGGGUUUGAGAAAAUAGAUGGUAAGCGUGCCAUAGACACUACACCGGGCUUUAUUCUCUCUCGUAUUCGACUGGCUAUUCAAGAUCCAAAUGAACCUCAAGAAGAAUCAAAGUCUCAAGAAAUUGAUUCAGAUACUGUAGUGAAAAGUUCUAGUAAAGAUUGUGUGUAAUAGUUUUUUGCAGAUUCAUCUUUUCAUCUAUAAUUACAUUUCAUUCUCUCUGGUUAUCAUGCUUUAGAAAGUAUUCAUUCGUGAUUGAUUUGCAUUUUGUACAUCUGUAAUAUAUAUUAUAGUGCCGAAUAUUUGAUAUUCUGUUUUCAUUUCUUUUCAUUUUAAAUUACCUACUGAUUAUUGUUUGAAUCAAUGUUUAGUGCGUGAAUAUACAGUAAAUUAUCACUUGUUUGUUUAAGAAUAUGCUUUUUAGAUUAACUGUCAUUCUUUGUGUCGCUUUAUCCAUUUGGACCAAACGUUUUGGUAAUGGUGACAUUUUAAAGAAAUUAAACAUUUCUUUAACCACUAGUUACGUCACUGUAAUUCUAAAACUUCUAAUAGUUGGUGUUCUUACUAAAAUGCAUUUUUAACACUUGUACUAUACAUAGUGUUUACAUAUUUAGAUAUUCGUUUUUGAAUCAUCCCCAACUGAAAUUUCUAAAUGCUCUCGAUUAUUGAUACAUAGCUUCAAAUGUUGUAAGACUAUGUAACUAAAACUUCUGCUAUGAAAAGCCAUCCAAUAAUACAACUCCAGCAGCUCAGG